UUUUUAGAACAUUAAACUUCAGUAAACGGUUCUAUUGAACAUCUCGUCGGAAAAAAUACCAGAGUCCAUACUGAAGUCGACACAAAACAUUGUUUGGUCGAUUAAUGGUAUAGAACUUCGUAUUGCGAAGAAAGAAAUUCGUGGAAAAACGGUGGAUUAUAUCAAACAAAGGACACAAUUACAUCGAUACUCAUCAUGAAUUCGAUGAUCAGUGUUAUGUCCAGCUGCAGCUCCUUCUCUGUCGAUACAACAAUAGUUGCCAGGAUGUGUCACAACAGCGUCGUGGUCGGCCCAAAGGUCUACAUCGAUGCCGACGACGCCGGCAGCACCACUCUGUCGUCAGGAGUUCCUUGCACGUGCACUGUGACCACACAUGUCGGCAAGGUGAUGGAGAUCCAAUCCAACUUCACUGGAGCUGCAAGUACAAUAUGUGGCACCUCCAUGGAAAUCACCGGUCUGGGUGUGAGCAACGGGACUGCAUCGCACUCAUGUAACAAUUCUACGUUUGACGUCGCAACACACACGUACAUGAACAUGACCGUGGGAGUAAACAAAGUCCAGACUCCGUACCAGUCUACGUACUGCGUGUCGUUGGAUUUUCGGUACUGCGGAAUGGGUCAGUUCCAGUGCAACAGUGGAUAUUGUAUACCGGACGCUAGCAGAUGUGAUUCUAAUCCGGACUGCACGGAUGCUUCGGACGAGGACAACUGUGGUGGAGGGAGUGUGAAAUGUUCGGAGGGACUAGUUGUUUGUCCCGGAGGUCAGGGCUGUAUGGCCCAGGCAGGCAGGUGCAACAACGUCACGGACUGCAAUGAUGGAUCAGACGAAGCUAAAUGCCAAACUGAGGUAACGACGACAGGAGUUUCGCCUACAAAUGACCCAUCAAAGCCUCUCAUCACAGUCACGUGUAUUGAGAGUCUGUACCUACCGCCCGUAACGACAACACCAACAACAACUACUCCGACAACAACUUUUACUUCUACAACAAUUACUACAAUAAUUACUACAGCUAUAUCAGCUGCCAUGUCCACCCUUUCCUCAACUAACACACCAUCGUUAGAUACUGACAUUCAAUCAUCAUUUACAACCCCUACCGCGACGUAUAACACAACAGGCAUCGUACGUACUGAUACACACCCUACUCAAGACUCAACACCACCGUGGAUAAUUGCAGUCAGUAUCGUAAUACCAGUCGUCCUUAUUGCUGUUGCUGUUGUUAUUUAUUACAUUCUUUCGAAAGCUAAGAAAAAUGACACUGCGAAAAGAAAUCCAACCUAAAGGCGCAACAUGUUUCCGAUUGUCGACUGCGCCGUGUCCGGCAUGCUAUGUUAUAAAAGAAAUCCAUGUGUGUGUGUGUGCUACUUAAAUAUCGUUUUCAAGUCUAUUUGCAGAUUUUUUAAAGACUAUGGUGCAGCAAAUCAGAAACACGUAACGCAGUCAGGUGCGUGUUUUUCAAGGGGUGAUAAUGCCCGGAUGUUGGCAGACGAUAUAGAUGAUGUUUAAUAUAGGUGUUAUGUUUUCGCAACAGUGCAUGAUAGUUUGCGUGGCACAGUGGAAGUGCACUAGCUUUUUAGGCAAUCAUAUUUAGUGACAUUUGAACAAAACAUGAUAAAAUCUGUGAACAGAGUGUGUAAACGUCCACUCCAAACGUCACCUGACGCGAUGUACGCGCACAGUUCUUAUGCUAGAUUUUUUCAUGAAACAUUUUCUUAGAAUCGGGAGGAAGUCGAAGUAUUUUUGAAAUUAAAUUUAAUAAAUGAAAGUGUUGUGUUUACACUAGGGCAGUCAUCUGCUUCACUUUGCAAUUAUGUGGAAAUUUAAUGAAGAUGACCAAUAAAAUGCAUGGAAUAUUGAUAACUUGGAUUAUUUCAGUAAACGCAAGAUUUUGAAAUGCAAUUAUAUUUGGUAUGUUUGUAUAUCUUUUCGAGCGUAGUUAGUGAAACAAAAUACUCGGACCGCAUGCAUGUGACGUCAUCACGAGAGCCUCGUUCUUAAUGUCAACAAAAUGAUCGAUAUCAGGAGACGCUCGAUAUGAGGUAACCGUCCGAUAUGAUCCUAACAUUUUAAGCUAACUUUUUGCAUACUUAGUUAUGUGUUUUUAACAAUGUGAAUCUCGUCGUAUUUGAUGUUGUGAAAACAUACUUUUUCAAUGUAUUUAUUCAUGGGUCGCGUUUCUUUAAAUAAAUGUUAACGGUUUAAUAAUUGUUUCUUACAAAAGACUGGCGAGUGUUUUAGGGCUGUAAUAUCGUAAACUUUGUGACGUCAAACAUUUACCUUACGAUUUUAGGGCGGCAAGAAAGAGGACAAAUAAAAUUAUUUUGAUAUCAAUUUGCAAAUUAUGUUGCAUAUUAUCUGAAAUUCUUUGAAUAAUUUAAAUAAGCACGAAACACUUAAGAACGUGUGCUCCAAAAGACAGCGUGCAUGUAAUAUUUUGCGUAAGUAACGUGGGCGGUAAGUAUAACAGCAACAACAACAACAAAACAGCAGCAACAAAUUGUUCCUUUCUGCUUAAAUGACAAUGAAGCGAUCGUGACAGUAUGAUGAGAAGUAAAAAACAAAAUUAAAAAAAAUAUAUUUAUUUUACCUUAGCUUCCGAAUAAAAACGUCGUCCAGUCUCAUGAGUAAUAAUGAUGUAAUAAUACCGUUAAUUACCACCUUGUACACAUAUCUCAAAGGAGAAAUAUUUACUUUAUUUUUUUAAUAAACAAACAACGGACAAACCUGUAAUAAACUUUUUUCUCCAAAUUUAAAUAAGAGCAUAAAUAAACGUCGAGCCAAUCAGAAAUAACAUCUACAUCCGGGCAUUUACUUGCUCUUAAAGCUCCCUGGAUACGUGUUUCUGAUUUUCCGAUUGAUAUUGGAUGUUUUGCAAUGUUUCAUCACAUUUUGUUUCUUUAUUUGUACUUAUUCUUUAUGAAACAAUCUUGUUGAUAGCCUUUUAGAUCUUGUUUCAGUGAACUGUUCCUUUUGUAUUGACUUUAGCAUAUUUUUCAUUGUAUCUUGCCAAUAGCCUUUCAACGCCGUCGGUGCUUUUAUUAUUUAUACCUUUAAGUGCGUAUCUAUAUCAUGUGUUUAAAAAAGCA
This is a messenger RNA of Dreissena polymorpha, 3083 nucleotides long. RefSeq names its product integumentary mucin C.1-like. Gene Ontology annotation, molecular function: protein binding. The record is from RefSeq and is a predicted model, not a curated record. The transcript has 11 exons. NCBI's taxonomy places the organism in Eukaryota, Metazoa, Mollusca, Bivalvia, Myida, Dreissenidae. The coding region runs from base 196 to 1278 and encodes 360 amino acids.